Molecule: messenger RNA, 993 nt
Organism: Olea europaea var. sylvestris
Lineage: Eukaryota; Viridiplantae; Streptophyta; Magnoliopsida; Lamiales; Oleaceae
Exons: 9
Coding region: 78-707 (209 amino acids)
Source: RefSeq, a predicted model, not a curated record
CCUCUCGUUCAGCAUAAACAGUAAAACGCUCAUCUUCUUUGGUUUCGAAAACGAGAGCACUCUUCCGCGUUUACAAAAUGGAGAGCGCUCUGCUGUGUGCUUCUCGCUUUGUUCCUUCAACAAUUAAGCAUUAUGGUGAAGUGGGUGCAUUUGGAAGGAAUUUUCAUACUUCAUUUUGUGUCCAAAUGCCGUACAGCAAUUCCCUUUUGAGUAGAAAUAAAGGAACUGCUCGUAGAAGCCAUAUUGUCAUCGCUUCAGUGCUUGGAAGGAAAGUUAAGAAAGAGACUAUCAUUCCUGACCCCGAUUACCGUCUCCCAGUAGUCCUUCUUGGUAUAGCUGGUGGUUUGGUUUAUGUAGAUAAUUUAUUGGCAGCAGUCCCAGUUGGCCUUCUUGGAUUGCUGCUGUUAGUCCAGACAACAAGAGUCAGAUUCGUCUUCGAUGAGGAAGCUCUGGAGGUAAAAAUUGGAGAUCAACUUCAAGAGUCAGGUCCAAAUGCUUUUGUGGGAGGAAAAAGUCGCUGGAAGUACUCAACAUUUGUGAACUGGGAGCUGUGGUGGCCUAAUUUCCCUAUUUUAGUAUAUUUUAAGGAGAAACAAACAAAGCCUGAAGGUCAAGUGCACUUUUUCCCAGUAAUUUUUAACGGAAAGCAACUCUAUGAUGUUAUGGUCGAAAGAUGUGGUUCUUCAAAAACUAGUGCACCCAAAUAGUUGUAAACUGCGUUAUAAUGAGCCAGAUUUGUGAGAUCACGCAAUUGGACAAGGGAAGAAGUUCGGUUUCUUCUUUCCUAAAGCUAGCUAGACUUUGCUGUAAAGUAUCUUACGCUUUGUUGUUUCACUAUAUUGAGGGGUGUCGAGGUAACAAACUUCCGCAGUUAAUAAUCCUUGGUAGUAUUUACCGCCGUGUAUGUAAUAGGGUAGGAUACUUGAAUAUAUUUUAGCCCUUACAUUAAUUAAAUGUUAUACGGGUUUUAUUGCAAUAAAUUUCUUUGUCAUU